Dibothriocephalus latus is the source of this 336-nucleotide messenger RNA. The record is from the annotation of a GenBank genome assembly. NCBI's taxonomy places the organism in Eukaryota, Metazoa, Platyhelminthes, Cestoda, Diphyllobothriidea, Diphyllobothriidae.
AUGACGAGAAGGGAAGCACUGGCUGCAAAGGCCACGGAUUCAGCAAUGUCACGUUUCUAUGGCCUACAAAAGAUGAACAAGCCAGAGGUUCCCUUAAGCCCCAUCGUAUCUUUACGUGGCACUCCAGCUGUCGGUUUGUCAAAGUGGCUGUACCAGCGGCUUUGCCUCCUUGCCAAGGAUGCAGAGUGGACGGUGAAGUCUGCUAAGGAAUUUUUGACCCACAUCCAACACUUUGAAGUGGAGGCAGACGAGGUGAUGGUGUCAUUUGACGUGAUCUCCUUGUUUAAAUCUAUUCCACCCAGUCUGGUCAUCGACACGAUUGACGGUCUUCUCUAG